Molecule: messenger RNA, 1393 nt
Organism: Capsicum annuum
Lineage: Eukaryota; Viridiplantae; Streptophyta; Magnoliopsida; Solanales; Solanaceae
Product: 11-beta-hydroxysteroid dehydrogenase A
Exons: 6
Coding region: 114-1175 (353 amino acids)
Molecular function (GO): oxidoreductase activity
Source: RefSeq, a predicted model, not a curated record
UGAUUCACGAGAUACGUCCACAACCUGAAUUUCCUUUUAGAAAAUAAACAACGAUUGCUUAGCUCCAAAAAAAAAAAAGAUAAAAAAAAAGAAAAAGCUUUGAUCAUCUAGCCAUGGAGUUUGUCUUGGAUUUGAUUAACAAAAUAUUGAACACUUAUUUACCUCAUAUAGCAACGACAGCACUCAUCCACUUCAUGCCUUUAUAUCUCUUUCUCAAGUUUCUUCACUUUAUCUAUCGAUCUAUAUUUACCGAAAACGUUGCCGGUAAAGUUGUUGUUAUCACAGGUGCCUCUUCUGGUAUUGGCGAGCACUUAGCAUAUGAAUAUGCUAAAAAAGGCGCACGUCUAGUUCUUGCGGCAAGAAGGCACAAGAGUCUUGAGCAAGUAGCAGACAUGGCCUAUUGGCUUGGAUCACCAGAUGUUAUUUCUGUCAAUGCUGAUGUUUCCAAAGUUGAAGAUUGCCAGCGAUUAAUCGCAGAAGCCAUAAGAAACUUUGGUAGAUUGGAUCAUCUGGUGAGCAAUGCGGCCGUGACGCCCCUCUACAUGUUUGAGGACCUUGUUGAGGUCAAUAAUGCUGCACCUGCAAUGGACAUAAAUUUCUGGGGGGCGGUUUAUACUACACACUUUGCCAUUCCACAUUUGAAGGAAACAAAGGGCAAAAUCAUAGCAAUCACUUCAUCAGCUGGUUAUUUACCUGCAGCCAGAAUUAGCUUCUAUAAUGCAAGUAAAGCUGCAUUGAUUAGUUUCUUCGAGACAUUGCGGGUAGAACUUGGGACACAAAUUGGGAUUACGAUUGUCACUCCAGGAUUAGUUGAAUCUGAGCUGACUAAAGGCAAAUUUCUAACCCCGGAAGGCAAGUUGGAAGUGGACCAAGUAAUGAGAGAUGUUGAAAUGAGUGUGACUCCAAUAUUGCCAGUGGAAAAAUGCACGAGAUCAAUAGGGAGAAGUGCAUGCCGUGGAGACAAUUAUCUAACAGAGCCACCAUGGUUCAAGACAUUAUUUAUCUAUGUACUUUUUUUCCCCGAGGUUGUAGAUUUGUUCGAACGUUGGUUCUUAAUCCCGGGGCCACGGAAACCAGCAACAGAGGCACCCAGCAAGAUACUUUUGGAUGUGACUGGAUUACAGGAGUAUGUUUAUCCACCCUCUGCGCUAUCUCCACAUAUAAAAGUGGAUUGACGAUCAGACUCAUUGUAAACUGAACUUAGCUGAAUGCUUGCAAAAUGACGAUGCAUACUAUGGUAGGAGCAGAACCAAAACAAGGCUGACAAAGAAGGCAGACGAUUGAGAUUAAAAGAAACCUCUGUUUUUCCGAUGCUGGAACAUUCUAUUGGCCUGGUGUAAAGUCUUGUAACUUCAGAUUGUCGAUUAAUGAAGAGAAUUCACUAUUAUUCUUC